AUGUCUGAGAAAGAACUCCCUCUCGAGGAGGGCUAUCCUCAACAAGUAGAGAAGCGAGCUCCUUCUCGCAACCGGGGUGUCCUCGCUGCUAUCAUCAUUAACUUUCUACUCCUCGGAACGCUGGUCCAUCCUACCACCAGGUCUUAUCACCCAGCUUGCCACGCCUACUCACGCUUGCGUCCGCAGACGGUAGAAAACCGAGUUCAUAACAUCCUAUCUACAACGCCGCUUAUAGAUGGACAUGAUGAUUUUCCACUGCUCGUCCGCGCCUUGUAUCACAACAAGAUCUAUGGCAACUUCUCCGAGGCAUUUAGCGAGACAGGAUUACCAAUGCAAGUUGACCUACCACGAUUGAGGGCUGGGCAGAAUGGAGGUGCCUUUUGGAGUGUUUUCGCUCCUUGUCCAGCAAAUGGGUCGGACUGGUCGGACGAGAACUACAGAAGCAGCGUUCAGUUCACGCUUGAGCAGAUUGAUCUCGUAAACCGCCUCAGUGCCGCCUUUUCCAAGGACUUCUCCAAUGUGAUUGGCAUCACCGCCGACUCUGCCUUGGCAUCGUUCAAGGAGGGUAAACUCAUUUCACCCUUGGGCGUCGAGGGUCUCCACCAAAUUGGUAAUUCCGUUGCCAAUUUGCGCCUCUUUCACAGUUUAGGUGCUCGAUAUGUCACGCUGACCCAUAACUGUGGCAAUAUCUUUGCGGACUCUGCACUCGUUGAGCAUCCUUUCCGCAAGGCUGAGCCAUAUUGGGGAGGUCUCUCUCCCAAGGGCAAGAAGCUUGUUCACGAGAUGAACCGCAUUGGCAUGAUCGUGGAUCUGGCUCAUGUCAGUGCGGACACCAUGCGCGACGUUCUUGGCGGAAGUGACUGGGAGGGAAGCAAGGCACCCGUCAUGUAUAGCCACUCUUCUGCGUUCUCUAUUUGCCCGCACCCAAGAAAUGUGCCCGAUGAUAUCCUUCAGCUGGUCAAGAAAACAAACUCUAUCGUCAUGGUCAAUUUUGCUCCCGACUUCAUCUCCUGUGAAGACGUCGGCAAUGACAAUGGCGUUCCUGCGCCCGUGCCAGAGAAUGCUACACUUGACAAGGUCGCAGAUCACAUCACCUACAUCGGUGAUCUCAUCGGUUAUGAUCAUGUAGGUGUCGGCAGCGAUUUUGAUGGUAUUCCAUCCGUGCCGAAAGGACUGGAAGAUGUUUCCAAGUACCCUGAGCUUUUUGCCGAGUUGUUGAGACGCGGUGUUUCCGAUGUCGACGCCGCGAAGGUUGCUGGAGGGAACAUCCUCCGUGUCUGGAAAGAUGUCGAAAUCACCGCAGCUAAGCUACAGGAGGAAGACUUUCCAGUCUACGAGGACGAGAUUCCAAAGGGGUCGAUUGGUCAAUCAUUGAACCAGAUUGGCCUGUACUGA
Messenger RNA from Pestalotiopsis fici W106-1, 1395 nucleotides. RefSeq lists its product as uncharacterized. Bases 1 to 1395 code for a protein of 464 amino acids. The transcript is spliced from 4 exons. NCBI's taxonomy places the organism in Eukaryota, Fungi, Ascomycota, Sordariomycetes, Amphisphaeriales, Sporocadaceae. The record is from RefSeq and is a predicted model, not a curated record. Gene Ontology annotation, biological process: proteolysis. Gene Ontology annotation, molecular function: metallodipeptidase activity.